Messenger RNA from Dreissena polymorpha, 609 nucleotides. RefSeq lists its product as uncharacterized. The coding region runs from base 1 to 609 and encodes 202 amino acids. The record is from RefSeq and is a predicted model, not a curated record. Gene Ontology annotation, molecular function: RNA-DNA hybrid ribonuclease activity; nucleic acid binding. The transcript has a single exon. NCBI's taxonomy places the organism in Eukaryota, Metazoa, Mollusca, Bivalvia, Myida, Dreissenidae.
AUGAAGGCAGCCUCUAUGAUUGAGAACUCACCUGAAGAUACCACUUCAGUAGUAUUCCUCACAGAUGCAAGAUCAGUCCUUGAAGCUCUGACAAACAACACCUCCCCAAAACUAGCAAAACUUAUGACAAGACUCAGCAAUAACCUCAACAUAGCACUCCAGUGGAUACCUGCCCACUGUGGAGUGUCAGGAAACGAGGAGGCUGACCAACUAGCUAAACAGGGAGCAAAAACAGAGCAACCAAAUACCCAGAUUACAUACAGAGAGAAAGUCAGCAUCAUAAAGGCAAUCACCAGGCCCCAGCAAGAGCAAGAUGCUUAUCACCUGCUUAACAGAGCAGAACAAGUAGUGAUGGUUCGACUACGCUCAGGACACAACAGACUGAAUGCCCACUUGUACAGAAAAUACAAGCUGGUACCCUCACCACUCUGUCCAUGUGGAGAAGAGGAACAAACUGCUGAACAUGUUCUUCAAAGAUGCAAAAGACACGAUCAGGAGCGAGCUGCGGAGUGGUCCGAAGACACAACCCUCAACAGAAAACUGUAUGGAGGUCUGGAAGAUCUAAGACGGACUACAACAUUCAUUGCAGAAACUGGCAUGAUUGUGUAG